Messenger RNA from Rhagoletis pomonella (apple maggot), 1086 nucleotides. RefSeq lists its product as uncharacterized. NCBI's taxonomy places the organism in Eukaryota, Metazoa, Arthropoda, Insecta, Diptera, Tephritidae. The transcript has 2 exons. The record is from RefSeq and is a predicted model, not a curated record. Bases 1 to 1086 code for a protein of 361 amino acids.
AUGAAAGAUGCAGAACAGAAAUUCCACUCCCGAUUUGUAAACUUGACGGAGGUUUACAUCAAUGAGCAAGAAGCAGAACUAUUAAGAAAAGGCCUCAAACACAACAUUGAAAGUUACAACCAAAAGAGGGAACUUGAACAAACUAUCGUGGAUACUGAAGUUAUUAUAUCACGGCUUCCAACUGAAGAACAGGAGCACGCCAGACACAUAUGUCGGCACAUAAUUGAAAAAGACAUAAAUGCCAAGAAAACUAGGAAGCAGAAGAACGAAAACCAAACCAUAAAAGGGCCCAAAGAAAAGCUAAGGGCAAACAAUGUUAUAACCACAAAAGCAGACAAAGGCAAUACCACCGUAUUAAUUGAUAAAAAAGAUUACAUAGAGAAAACUGAAAGUCUAAUAACUGAAAUAGGGUGCAAUAAAUUGGGAAAAGAUCCCACUGAAGAAUACCAAGCAGCAAUAAAGAAUACCAUAAAGAAAAGCACAACCAUAAUAAAGGAUAAUCUACCAUAUAGACUAACACUUAUGAACCCGAGUGUCCCUCCGUUGAUUGCCUUGCCAAAGACACACAAACCAGGCACCCCGAUGAGACCUAUCAUUAAUUACAAGUCUGCUCCCGGAUACAGACUCUCCAAGCACCUAAAGACGCUGCUGAAGGAUAGUCUGGAUCUACGCAAUAAAUAUACUGUUACAAAUACAACGGAACUAAUCGAGAAGAUGAAAUCGUUGAAGAUCAACGAAAACACUAAAUUCGUAUCAUUCGACAUCAAGGACCUUUACCCAUCGAUACCAACAAUAGAAACCAUAAAGACCGUACAAGAAAUACUGAUGGGAAAAAUGAAAAGAGAAGCUGUCACGGAAAUAAUAAACGCGUUGAAGGUCACAUUAAAACAAAACUACUUCCGGUUCAACAAUAAGAUAUAUAAACAGAUUAACGGGUUAGGAAUGGGCAAUCCGACGUCAGCAAUACUCAUGGAAGUAUUCAUGCAAACACUGGAGGAGAAAUACAUGAAAAACCUAUCGACCAACCUAGGAGUAAAAUUCUACGCGAGAUAUGUCGAUGAUUUUUUUCUACCCAAGAAAUUUUGA